UUCGAGUUAUUAGUUUAAAAAUUAGUUUAAAAUUCUAAUAAAAUGGAACACGGCGAGGAAGAGGAUCCAAAAGAGUACCGCUGGGAAACCGGCUAUGAAAAAACUUGGGAGGCCAUUAAGGAAGAUGAUGAUGGUCUAUUGGAUAGUGCCAUUGCAGAGCUUAUACAAAAAGCCAAACGUAAAAGGCAACAACAAAAGACCAUGCAAAAUAAAUUGGGUAUGAUGCGUCAUUUGUAUUUGAUAUUGGACUGCUCGGAAUCCAUGUCAGUGCCGGAUUUAAAACCCACUCGUUUAUUAUGUACUCUAAAGCUUUUGGAAAUAUUUAUUGAGGAAUUUUUUGAUCAAAAUCCUAUAAGUCAAAUGGGUUUAAUAAUACUAAAGAGCAAAAGAGCCGAAAAGAUUACCGAUUUGACCGGUACUGCCAAAUUGCAUCUUAAAGCUUUGGAGGGAUUGAAAAAAAUUAACCUCACUGGUGAACCUUCUCUACAAAAUGGUUUGGAUUUAGCCUUAAAGACCUUGAAAGUUGUUCCUUCUCAUGCAUCCCGAGAAGUUUUAAUUAUAAUGGGUUCUUUAACCACCUGUGAUCCCAUAGAUAUUACCCAAACCAUAGACACUCUCAAACAGGAGGGCAUUAGAUGUUCUGUUAUAUCAUUAUCGGCUGAAAUUCAUGUUUGCCGCUAUUUAACCACUCAAACGAAUGGUACUUAUGGCGCUGUGCUAGAUGAUAGCCAUUAUCGAGAUCAACUUUUGUCCCAUGUCGAUCCACCACCAGCUGCCCAAGUACAAGAGAAUUCUCUUAUAAAAAUGGGUUUUCCUCAUGCCAAACAGGAUGAGGGCAAAGAUCCUCCACUUUCAAUGUGCAUGUGUCACAUAGAAAACACAGAAGAGCCCAGUAAACUUACCUCGGUGGGUUUCCAUUGUCCUCAAUGUUUUAGUAAAUACUGUGAAUUGCCUGUCGAGUGUCAAACGUGUGGUCUUACCUUAGUUUCAGCUCCGCAUUUGGCUCGUUCUUACCAUCAUCUCUUUCCGGUGCAACAUUUUACCGAGCUAAUGUAUAAUGGCCAGGCUGCUGUUUGUUAUGCCUGCCAAAAACCUCUAACGGAAGCUUCUGAUAAAAACGUCUAUCGUUGUGAGUCUUGUUCGCAAAUCUAUUGCAUUGAUUGCGAUAUUUUCAUACAUGAGACAUUGCACAUUUGUGUGGGUUGUAAUACUAUACCGGGAAUAGCUGCUCAGGUGCAUGCUAGAAAACCACAAGCUCCACCUCCGGGUAUGAUGAUGGUUGGAUCAUCUUUGGGUCAACGUUUUUAAAUGAUUUUUUUCUAUAAAAUAAAACAAAAGGUAAUAAAAGACA
This is a messenger RNA of Lucilia cuprina (Australian sheep blowfly), 1351 nucleotides long. RefSeq names its product general transcription factor IIH subunit 2 (gene Ssl1). Gene Ontology annotation, cellular component: transcription factor TFIIH holo complex; transcription factor TFIIH core complex. Bases 43 to 1308 code for a protein of 421 amino acids. Gene Ontology annotation, molecular function: zinc ion binding. The transcript has 5 exons. Gene Ontology annotation, biological process: DNA-templated transcription; nucleotide-excision repair; regulation of transcription by RNA polymerase II. The record is from RefSeq and is a predicted model, not a curated record. Lineage: Eukaryota; Metazoa; Arthropoda; Insecta; Diptera; Calliphoridae.